UAUUUCUUAAAGAGUUAAAGAAUUCAUACAUUGUAUCUUUGGACUUUUAAUCAAUUACCUUUACUUUCCACUUGUCAAUUACUGAACAGAAAAGGGAUGCUUUGAAAUUUUGGAAUCAAAAAUAUUAACAAUAAUUAUUUGUCAAAAAUUCACUAAAGUUCAAAGUAUCACUAGUGAGAAAUAAUUUCCUGUUUUGAAUUGCAUCAAAAAUCUAACGCACUCAGUUAAAUAAUUCUAUAAAAAAUGGAGGAAGAAUAUGAUGCUAUCGUGCUAGGUACUGGCUUAAAAGAAUGUAUUUUAUCCGGUAUGCUGUCAGUGAGUGGAAAGAAAAUUUUGCACAUUGAUAGAAAUAAGUACUACGGUGGUGAAUCAGCUUCUAUUACACCUCUGGAAGAACUGUUCAGUAAAUUCAACGUUACAAUGCCUGCGAACCAAUAUGGAAAAGGACGAGAGUGGAACGUUGAUUUAAUACCAAAAUUUUUAAUGGCCAAUGGUUUACUAGUUAAAUUAUUGAUCCACACGGGGGUUACUCGCUAUUUAGAAUUCAAAUCAGUUGAAGGAUCAUAUGUUUAUAAAUCUGGAAAAAUAUCGAAAGUACCUAUUGAUCAACAAGAAGCAUUAACCAGUGAUCUUAUGGGCAUAUUUGAAAAACGUAGAUUUAAAAAUUUUUUAGUUUGGGUUCAAAAUAUGCAGGAAGAUGAUCCAAAAUCUUGGGACAACUUUGAUCCUUUUAAUAAUCCGAUGAGCUCAUUAUAUAGCAAAUUCAGCUUGGAUAAAAACACUCAAGAUUUCACUGGUCAUGCCCUGGCUCUACACCGGAAUGAUGAUUAUAUCUCUCAGAGUGCAAUCAUCACCAUAAGACGAAUAAAAUUAUACAGUGACAGCUUAGCUCGUUAUGGAAAAUCACCAUACUUAUAUCCGAUGUACGGUCUUGGGGAAUUACCUCAAGGUUUUGCUCGUUUGAGUGCUAUCUAUGGUGGUACAUACAUGUUAGAUAAACCAGUUGAUGAAAUUAUUAUGGAAGAUGGUAAAGUAACCGGUGUACGAUCUGGACAAGAAAUUGCUAAAUGCAAACAAGUAUUUUGUGAUCCAACAUAUGUUCCAAAUUUAGUAAAAAAAGUUGGGAAAGUAAUACGCUGCAUAUGCUUAUUAGAUCAUCCUAUUCCGAAUACUAACGCUGCUCUUUCAACACAAAUAAUAAUUCCUCAAAAACAAGUUAACCGAAAAUCAGAUAUUUAUGUUUCUGUAGUAUCGCAUACCCACCAAGUAGCUGCUAAAGGUUGGUUCAUAGCAAUGGUAUCAACAACAGUUGAAACGGAUAAUCCUGAGUUAGAAAUAAAACAUGGCUUAGAUUUACUUGGUCCUAUCAGCCAAAAGUUUGUCUACAUAUCAGAUUACUUGGAGCCAAUUGACAAUGGAUCUGAGAGUCAGAUAUUUAUUUCUUCCAGUUACGACGCGACGACUCACUUCGAGACUACUUGUCUCGAUGUUCUGAGCAUUUUCAAAAAAGCUACAGGAGAAGAAUUUGACUUCAAUAAAGUUAAGCAAGAAUUAGGAGACGAAGACAUACAAUAAAUGGUCGAAUUAUUUUGUUCCAUUUAAUUGUCAGAAUAAUUGAUAUUUAAAAUGAUGUUCAAAUACCAACUAUAUGUAUGUAUUUGAGAUUUUUUAUUAAUUGAAAUGAAUAAAAAAAAUUUCAUGUAUUCUACAAAUCAUAAGAAAUACCCAAUAAAACUAAAAGUGAAUUAAUAUUGAA
This is a messenger RNA of Trichogramma pretiosum, 1756 nucleotides long. It is a transcript of the gene Gdi, whose product is annotated as rab GDP dissociation inhibitor alpha. The transcript has 5 exons. Gene Ontology annotation, biological process: vesicle-mediated transport; protein transport; small GTPase-mediated signal transduction. The record is from RefSeq and is a predicted model, not a curated record. Lineage: Eukaryota; Metazoa; Arthropoda; Insecta; Hymenoptera; Trichogrammatidae. Gene Ontology annotation, cellular component: cytoplasm. Gene Ontology annotation, molecular function: Rab GDP-dissociation inhibitor activity. The coding region runs from base 244 to 1575 and encodes 443 amino acids.